Hypomesus transpacificus is the source of this 1764-nucleotide messenger RNA. RefSeq lists its product as uncharacterized. NCBI's taxonomy places the organism in Eukaryota, Metazoa, Chordata, Actinopteri, Osmeriformes, Osmeridae. Bases 78 to 1391 code for a protein of 437 amino acids. The record is from RefSeq and is a predicted model, not a curated record. The transcript has 8 exons.
AUUCGUGUGAGAGACGAUUAUCGAGUGCAAAUCCGAUAUACAGAAAGUGGAGAACACGGCGUUGAACACGCGAAAGUAUGGAAUUUAGUUGUUCUCGCUGUAAAAUGAAUUUCAGGUCAUAUCUUCUCCUGGACAAGCACAAGGAGAAGUUCUGUAUUGGCGGAGAGUUUAUAAAAACCCAGGAGCCAGAGACGCCGCUGGACAUGCUUGAGAGAGUCAGAGAGCUGCAGAGAAGACGCCAGGAGCUGAGGAGAAGGACAGAGGACACCCGGAGGGUGGAGGGAGGCCAGGGGGUGAAGGACCGACACACCCCAGAGGAGAAGCCCCCCACUGGAACACUGAGACCCGUGUCUUACAGGAACACCCACAGUGAACCAUCAGGGAGGGCAUGGGGGGGACUGGGGUCUGGCCUGGGAGGGCCCAACCCCAGAACCCUGUCAGAGGACCACACAGCACAACUGACCCGACUGAAACACCAGAACCCCAACCUAGAAAGACAAAGGAGAGACAUGGGGCAGAGGCAGAUGGAGAUGUCAGCACACAGCAGGAGAGUGUCUGAGCUGGAGAGGAUGCUGUGUGAACUCAGGCUGCAGGAGCACAGGAACACACACCUGCUGGAGACACUACUGGAACACCUGCAGCAGCCUGGCACUCAGGCACUGAGAGGGACUGUUCCCAGCAGAAACAGAGACUCUCGUCUCCACACCCCCCAGGAAGAUCCCAGACCCCCCCCCCAGGCCCUCCUAGCCCCCGGUCACACCCACACCUACGUGCCCGUAUAUGGUGGUGCAGGUCUUUCAGCAGAGAUCAGCUGCCUGCGUCUCACUUAUCUCCAACAUGGCGGCUGUGAGGUGGCCAUUUUGGCUCAGUUGCAGGAUAUGCUGGAUGAAGCCCUGAAGUUGGAGGGAAACCAGAGGAUCUGGGCCCACACUAGCCAGCCCCAGCACAGGGACCGGAGCAAAAGCAGAAAGCCAGAACCCAGAGGAGGGCCUUCCCUGCCUGGGCUGAGCAGACGGGAGCUGUGGGAGGUGGAGGAGGAGAACCGGAGGCUGCAGGAGGAGAUCCUCCUGGCACAGCUAAGGAGGAGUAGGAGGAGCAGGAGGCCCACAAGAGGACUCUCUGACCAUCAUCUGUCAGCCAUGAAGAUGGACCUGGACCUGCUGAAGCACGAGAUGGAGAUUCAGAAAAUGAGGAGGCAGAUGCUCACCAGCAAGACGCCUGGGUCACCCCUGCGUUUCCCCCCUCUGGUCCAGGUGAGGUCAGAGACUCCAGCUCUACAGCAUCUAUCUCUGGAAGCUUCUGAAGAUCUGGACCCUGCUCCCUAUGACCCUAUGUUAGUCUUACCCCUCUCUCUCUCUCUCUCUCUCUCUCUCUCUCGCCCUCCAUCAUGAACAAGAGAAAUACGGAUGUUUUUAGAAACGUCAUGCAAAGAAAAGAAAAGAUGCAUUAAAGUUACAGUAAAACUAUAGAGUAAAGACAAUAGGCAUAGUAUGUAGUUGAUUGGUCAAAGAAAGCGCAACUGUAGAAAGUUCCAGGUGCACACUGACCUUGAGCCAGUGGUAGAGGGAGGUUUUCUCUUAUUACUCCCAUCCAAUAUUUAGAAUUGUUUUGAGUGAUAAGGGGAAUGCUGUGGCAAGGUCAGAGAUAACUGCAGGCUCAGAUAGGAGUGUAUGUGUGGGAGGUUGGCACACAUCCUGUUGUUCAUGAUAAAAGUGGAAGUUAGUUUGCAGUUGUGAACCUGUUAGCCUUGUUGUCAAAUGCAUU